Antechinus flavipes (yellow-footed antechinus) is the source of this 11668-nucleotide messenger RNA. It is a transcript of the gene RSF1, whose product is annotated as remodeling and spacing factor 1. The coding region runs from base 205 to 4497 and encodes 1430 amino acids. Gene Ontology annotation, cellular component: RSF complex. NCBI's taxonomy places the organism in Eukaryota, Metazoa, Chordata, Mammalia, Dasyuromorphia, Dasyuridae. The record is from RefSeq and is a predicted model, not a curated record. The transcript has 16 exons. Gene Ontology annotation, biological process: regulation of DNA-templated transcription.
UGGCUCCUCUGCCCUCAAAGGGUCCGGUUCUCGACUGCUCCCCGCGGCUGUGGUAUUGUGGGAUCGCGGCGACCUCGCCCCCCUCAUCUCCGCGGCGAGGAGUUCGGCUCUCCAGCGCCCCCUGCCGUCCACCCCGCCGCGCUUAGCUGCCGGCCUCCCCCCUCUAUCUCUCUCCACUCCUCCUCCUCCAUCCUCCAGUCCAAGAUGGCGGCGGCAGCGGCGGCGACGGCUCCUCCGGGCUGCCCCGGUUCGUGCCCCAACUUUGCCGUGGUCUGCUCCUUUCUGGAGCGCUACGGACCGCUGCUGGAUCUGCCCGAGUUGCCCUUCCCGGAGCUGGAGCGGGUGCUGCAGGCUCCCACGCCCGACGCCGGCGAUAGCGAGGUACCAAAAGAAUUGGUGGAGCUCCAUUUGAAACUGAUGAGGAAGAUUGGUAAAUCUGUAACAGCAGACAGAUGGGAAAAAUAUUUGAUCAAGAUGUGUCAAGAGUUCAAUAGCACUUGGGCAUGGGAGAUGGAGAAGAAGGGCUAUCUUGAAAUGAGUGUCGAAUGCAAAUUGGGACUUUUAAAGUAUCUCUGUGAAUGUCAAUUUGAUGACAAUCUGAAAUUUAAGAACAUUAUUAAUGAGGAGGAUGCUGAUGCCAUGCGCCUCCAGCCAAUUGGCCGAGACAAAGAUGGUCUUAUGUAUUGGUACCAGCUGGAUCAAGAUCAUAAUGUCAGAAUGUAUAUAGAAGAGCAAGAUGAUCAAGAUGGGUCAUCAUGGAAAUGUAUUGUCAGAAAUAGAAAUGAACUGGCUGAGACUCUGGAACUUCUGAAAGCUCAAAUAGAUCCUGCCCUUUUGAAAAACUCUAGCCAACAAGAUGCCUCUUCCCGAGAAAGCCCCAGCAUAGAGGAAGAAGAAACAAAAAAAGAUGGAGAAACAACUAAACAAGAGGAGGAAUUAAAAUCGAAAGAUGAGAAAGUGAAAAUGGAGGAACUAGCAAAAGAAUCUGUAAAUCUUCCUGUACCCACCACUCUGGAAGAGAAUCCUUUAAAAACUGAGAAACUAGAAGAAAAGGAACUUGUGAAAACACCAGUCAUAGUGAAGUUAGAGAAAACUUCACUAGAGAGUGAAGAGAAAAAGAUCCCCAAAGAGGAAAGUGAUUCCUUCAAGGAGAAUGUUAAACCUAUUAAAGUGGAGGUAAAGGAAUGCAAAGUGGAACCAAAAGAUGUUAAAAGUAGCACAGAGAAAGUGACUAUUCAUGAACCUGAGCGAUUAGAGAUUGGCAUUAAACCUGCUCCAGAAAGUAUGGAGAAAUCAUCCGAAGAAACUGAAAAAUUAAAAAAUGACCAGCAAGCAAAGAUACCCUUGAAAAAACGUGAAAUUAAAUUGACUGAUGAUUUUGACAGCCCAGUCAAGGGACCUUUGUGUAAAUCAGUGACUCCAACAAAAGAUGCAUUGAAAGAAGAGGUGAAACCUGAGGAGGAGAUUUGUAAGCGAAUUCCUACAAUCAUGGCUUUGUGUCCUGAGGGGAAACAACUAGUCAAUGGAGAAGUUAGUGGUGAAAAAAAUCCUCCAAGGAAUAAGACAGAGCAACUGGAAACCAAGCUCUGUAGUUUAAAGGAAGGGGGUAGUCAUCCAUCUAAGGAGAAAAAUGGCUUGGUGAUAGACAAUGGGGCAGAGUCCUUGGUGGCUCUAAAUAAAAGCAUGAAAACAAAUGAAUCUGGGAAGGAUGCAGAGGGUCCUACUCAGAGAGGACAAGGACAGGAAGAACCUGAUCCUUCAGAAACAGAAAAUGCACUUGAGGACACUUCCGAGAUAGCAGAAGAUCUUUCAUUGAAAACAGCUUUUUCUACCACUGAAGCCUGUCCCAAGAAAGUUGAAGAGAAGUCCUCAGUCAAAAAUAAGAAGGACAAACGGCCUCCACUCCUAGAAUGUCUAGAAAAGUUAGAGAAGUCUAAGAAGACUAUUCUUGAGAAGGACACAUCAAAACUGAGUCCCAUACCUGAAGAGAUGGCAAAGAGCACUGUAGAACCAGAAAAGACACCAUGCUCUCCAGAGGCAGCAGAGAUCUCCCUACCUUCUAUAAAUCUUGAUUUCCCAGAGAAGACAGCCUCUGAAAAGGAUGGGUUAGAUAACAAAAAUACAAAACCUAGUAAUGAAGGGCUUCCCUUGGAGAAAACAGAUCCUGAGGUCCUCAAGGAAGAAGUGGAACUUGCCAAGAUAGGAGUUGAUAAAUUAGACAGUAGCCAAUCUUCUAAAAUAGAAGAUCCUUCAGAGAUCAAGAAGGGUUCUACCAUACAGAAAAGUAAAUUUAAAUACAAAUUGGUUCCGGAGGAAGAAACCCCUGAAACAGAAAAUAAGGAAAUAACAUCUGAAAGGCAGAAAGAAGGCAUCAAAUUAACAAUCAGGAUCUCUAGCAGGAAGAAAAAGCCAGACUGUCCUCCAAAGGUUCUAGAUACAGAAGUAAAGGAAGAGACAGGAAAGGAAGAAGAGAAAAUAACUCCUGGUAGAACUUUAAGAAGGUCACCAAGAAUAUCUAGACCCACUGCAAAAGUGGCUGAGAUAAGAGAUCAAAAGGCUGAUAAAAAACGGGAGGAGGAAGAGAAAGCGGAAGACUCAGCAUCUGUCCAAAAACAGGACAAAAAGGAGAGUUCAAGGAAGCCUGAUAAGGAUGCUAAUUCUAAAGGCAACAAGAUGAAAUCCAGGAACAAAGUCCGGUGGACUGGUUCUCGAACUCGUGGUCGAUGGAAAUAUUCUAGCAAUGAUGAAAGUGAAGAAUCUGAGAGUGAAAAAUCAUCUGCAGAAUCAGAGGAGGAGGAAGAAAAAGAAACUGAGGAAGCUGUGCCAGCAGAUGAUGAUGAACCAUGCAAGAAAUGUGGCCUUCCCAAUCAUCCUGAACUAAUUCUUUUGUGUGACUCAUGUGACAGUGGAUACCAUACAGCUUGCCUUCGACCACCUUUGAUGAUAAUUCCUGAUGGAGAGUGGUUUUGUCCCCCUUGCCAACAUAAACUUCUCUGUGAGAAGCUAGAGGAGCAAUUGCAAGAUUUGGAUGUUGCCUUGAAAAAGAAGGAGCGUGCCGAACGAAGGAAAGAGCGAUUGGUAUAUGUGGGUAUCAGUAUUGAAAACAUCAUCCCUCCACAGGAACCAGAAUUAGCCGAUGAUCAUGAAGAAAAGAAGAAAGAUUCCAAAAAAUCCAAAACACACUUUCUUGAAAGGAGGUCAACAAGAACAAGGAAGUGCAUAAGUUAUAGAUUUGAUGAAUUUGAUGAGGCAAUUGAUGAAGCAAUUGAAGAUGAUAUUAAAGAAGCUGACGGAGGGGGAAUUGGCAGGGGAAAAGAUAUUUCCACCAUUACAGGUCACCGAGGGAAAGAUAUCUCAACCAUUUUGGAAGAAGAAAGGAAAGAAAGCAAGCGGCCCCAGCGGGCAGCUGCUGCCCGACGGAAGAAACGGCGGCGGCUGAAUGAUCUUGAUAGUGACAGCAAUCUGGAUGAAGAGGAGAGUGAGGAUGAAUUCAAGAUUAGUGAUGGAUCUCAGGAUGAGUUUGUUGUGUCUGAGGAAAACCCAGAUGAGAGUGAAGAGGAACAGCCUUCAAAUGAUGACAGUGACACAGAAUUCUGUGCCCGAAGACCCCGACGGCACCACUCCAAACCAAUGAGGCAGAGCAGGCGUUUGAGAAGAAAGACAAUGAAGAAAAAAUAUUCUGAUGAUGAUGAAGACGACGACUCUGAAGAAAAUAGUAGAGCAUCUGAAAGUGAUUAUAGUGAUUACAGUGAAGAUUACCUGGAAACUAGACGGAGAAGGUCAAGAAGAAACCAGAAAAGACAAGUCAACUAUAAAGAGGACUCAGAAAGUGAUGGUUCCCAGAAGAGCUUCAGAUAUGGGAAAGAAAUGAGACGAGUUCACAAACGCAGGCUUUCCAGCUCAGAUAGUGAAGAGAGCUACAUGUCCAAGAAUUCUGAUGAUGAUGAUGAGCCAGCUAAAGAAUCCCAGCGAUCGCUCCGGAAGCGAGGUCGAAAUGCAAAUGACUGUUCAGAAGCGGAAGCAGAGGAGGAGGAGGAGGAGGAAGAGGAGGGUCGACCUGCCCGAAAACGACUGCAUCGAAUUGAGACAGAUGAGGAGGAAAAUGGAGAGAAUGCCGAUGGUAACGUGGAGCAACGUGCAGCGGCCAGCAAGCACUCGGUAUCCCAUGGGCAGCAUGAUCAUGCCAGGAAGCCCUAUAGGAUAGACAGUGAUGAGGAAGAGGACUUUGAAAACGUUGGGAAAGUAGAAAGCCCAUUGGACUAUAGCUUAGUGGACUUGCCCUCUGCCAAUGGACAGAGCCCUGGCAAGGCUAUCGAAAACUUAAUUGGCAAACCAUCUGAAAAACCUCAAGCCCCUAAGGACAACACAGCCAAUGCCAGCCUUGCACCCAAUGGAACAGGUGGUGGGCAGGAGGCCGGAGCACCAGAAGAAGAAGAGGAUGAACUUUUAAGAGUGACUGACCUUGUUGAUUAUGUCUGUAACAGUGAACAGUUAUAAGACUUUUUUUCCAUUUUUGUGCUAAUUUAUUCCACGGUAGCUCUCACACCAGCGGGCCAGUUAUUAAAAGCUGUUUUAUUUUUCCUAGAAAACUCCACUACAGGAUCACUUUUUAGAAGCAAAAAUUUCACCAGUCCCUGCAGUCUUUCUGUGAAGUGACCAGUUUUGAACUUUGAAGAUAAAUAAUCGCUGUAAAUUCCCUUUGAUGGUUUUUUUUUUUUUUGUCUUUUUUUCCCCUAAGUUCAUGGUCCUUGGUAAUUUCAUUCAUGGGAAACACACUCUCACAGACACAUACGCACACAUACAUGCACACACACACAGACACAUUCUAAUAACAACAAGAUUUAUAUAUUUUUGACUUUAUAGUUCCUGAGUUCUCCUGACUUUGUGAUAAAGAAUGAAUAAGAAUGCAUUCCAAAUCUGUCAGGGCCCAAAAUGGAAUUUGGGGGUGGGAGAAAGCACUUGUGCUUUACUGUUUUCAUAUUAAAUAUAUAUAUAUAUAUACAUAUAUAUCAUAUUUAAACAUUCAUAACAGAUUACGAUUAACAGACAGUUUAAAGGUACAUGUCUGUAUUAUUGCAUUUUGUGAAUUGUAGAUAACAUCGUACCAUAGCUCAUUUAGUAACAGCCUUCAUGAAAUCAACUUAAUACUGGAGAUAACCAUACUUAAUGAAAAAGAGACCAAGAAAGUACUAUUAGUAAGAGCUCUAAUUUAAGUAUCUGUUACAAUGGAGGUUGUUUUUUUUUCUUAAUCAUCUGAAAAACAUUUGUACCAUGAAACGUAGGAUAAUGACGCUUGGACAGCCAAAUUGUGCUAGCAGCAAAUUUUGUAAAAUGGCUUUAUGCAUAUUUGAUCAGAUCAUCCCUACUGUACCAUGUCUUGAUGGCAAAUAUUAGUAUGAUUGUACUUAUUUGGUCAUUAUGACAAAAGAGAUAGUGUAACCAUUACAGAUAGCAUAAGUAUUAUUUUAACAGCUGACCACUUAAUGUUUAAACCUUUGAAAAGUCAUUUUGAAAUAUAUGUAUCUAUAUAAAUAUAGAUAUCUGCAUAUACCAUACAUCAAGAAAUGUCGCGCUGACAAUGGGAUUUUAGCACAUUUGAUGAUGGGAGUGGGUUUUCAGGUGACUCCAAACCAAUCUAUUCUUGCCCUUAGUAUCUACUUCAAAUUGAAGUCUACAAACCAAGCAGUUCCUUUGGAAGGUUUUUAGUUUGAGUUUGUGUGUGUAUGUGUACAUGUGUGUAUGUGUUUGUGUGUAUGUUUGUGAGAGAAAGUACGUGGGGAGGGGGGGGUAUGUAUGUGCACAUGCUUUAGGAUUUUCUGCCUGGAUAUAUUAGCAGAUUUUAAAUGUCGUUUUUGCCUUUGGCCAUUAGAACUUUAUUCAAAUUUAUAAUACAUGACCAAUCUAAGAAGAAAAGCAACCAGUGUAUCUCUUAAGUUUAUGUGCAUAGCAUCCACUUACAUGCUUUGACACUUUCAAGACGAAGUGAUGGCUGUCAUUUUAAGCAGGAAGAUGAGGAAUUGAACAAUUGAGCACCUAGGUCACUUUAACCAUGGUCCUCUUUUUAGCCUCAGUGUCAUCCUGUGAAUGUUCGGGUAGGACUCCUAACAUUUGGACAAAGUGUAGCCUUUAUGAUGAAACUUCCACGUGUCCUUUUGAAAACAGAGAUGGUCACUUAUGGUCAGCCUUUUUUUUUUUUUUUUUUUUUUCCUGUCCAUUGCUGGCAAUGGAUGCAUGUUAUCUGCUAAUGGCACCAAGGGGUCACAUCUUGUCUCCUCUCCAAAUUAAGCCUUUUGUGUGCUAGUCAAUCCAUAAUUAAGCACUUCUUUUUUUUUUAAUUUUUUAAAAAAAAUUUUUAAAAGCUGGCACUAGAACUACAUAUAAAUACCUCUCUAGAAAACUUUGCCUGCCUUCCCUUUGUAUCCCUCCCCAAUUUAAUCCGCAGACUUAACUUUUGGCCUUGAAAGUUUAUAGCUGUUUGUUUGUUGGGUUUUUUUUUUUUUUUUUGACUGAUGUUGGUUCUUUACUGUUUUAUUCUAUUUCAUUUAAGUUCUGUAGUUCACCUGUCCAUUAAUAUUUUUGUUGGAUUCUAGCAAUGUAUAUUUCGUCUGUUUUAAAAAUAAAAUAAAAUAAUCAAAGGCAGCCUAAAAUUAGGAUGCGCCAAUAGUAUGCUGUGUUAAGAAAGUUGUGAUUUUGUUUUGAAGAGAAUGUCCCAUUUUAAGGGGGGAAAAAUGACUUGCUAAUGCAAGUCAGGCCACAAAAUGCCUUUACGAUUUGUGCAGUGUUUAAUUGAAAUUCUUUGUCUAUUACUUAUAGUAAAUUGCAGAGGUUUAACAUUUUAACUUCAUUUAAAACAAGUUGACAGAGAAAGGGUGCUUGCCAGCCCCAAUUUCAUUUUGUACCUGAGCAAAGAUAGCUACAACAUACAAUUUCCCUUUUAUAAUAUGCCUUCUUCCUGCUUCUCACCCCAGAAACUUACCAGCCCCAGCUUUUACCUGAAACCUGCAUUUUUACUUCAGGCACAUAAGUAGAAAAUGUUGCUACUAUGGGAUUAAUAUAUUUUCAUUGCAUGCCUGAUGUACAGAAAUUCAGAAGGUUCUUUUUUAUUUCUCCAGUGCAGAAAAUUGCUGUGAAUUUUUAUAGUAGUAUGGCAGAUAGAUGUGAUUGUGGUACUAGCUUCUUGCAAGUUGCAAUUAGGCCACUUUGAUCAGCUGGUUAAUUAAGGUCUUUGAAUUUUUGCCUGUAUGCUAAGUGGCAGAACUAUUCCAGCCACAGAACUCUUCAGCCAAAGUCUAUCUACCUAUCUAUAUAAUUAGAGCCACUGAUAACUUAAAAUGUUGCUCUCUAGGUAGUCAUGAGUAUGUACACCAUAUAGCUGAUUGGCCCAACUGAAAGCUGUAGCAGUCCUACACUGGUUCUGCCCCUUGUUAAGCAUUUUCAAGCCUGAAUUUCUUGAUCUUCACAAAGGAAAUUUACCAUGUGUGAAUUCUAAAUAUAAUUUUCAUAUAUGUGAAAAUAAUGAAGGAAAUUCAAAUGUUUUUGCAAAAAUAUAAGAAUAUAAUUCAGCUUACAUUGAGCAUUCCUUAACCAUCAUACAGCAAAGCUGCUUGCUUACAUACAGUAAAACCCCUUUUAUAAGAUCCAAAUUGGACUCUCCUCAUACACAGUUCCAUUCCAUAACAAAUGUAUUAGAGGUUCUAAUGUGGUAUUCAUUUUAUUCAGCCAUAUUAAGUCAGAAUUUUGGAGUAUUUAGUAACACAGUCUCAUUUCCUAUAAACAUGUUUCCUUUUUUACUGGAUAAUUUAAAAUGAAAUCAUUUUGGUCAUGAAAAAGAAUAGGAAUUAUAGUUAAAUUGCAUUUUGAUUUUGAAGAUUUUCUGCUAUUGGAAUAAUGUUCAAUUUAAUAUUUAUUGAUUCUAAUAUGUUAGUGUAAAUCCAAUGGCAAACACAACUAUUGGCCAAAUGGAAGUGUUUUUGAAUGAACUGCACGUUUUCCACAUGGUGUAACCUAGCCAAGAUUGCAGUCUUGAUAAGGAAAUAUGUAAAUAGUCAAAAGAUUUUAAAAUAUUUUUAAAGCCACUGGAGACUCCUCUAAGUUUUUAAAUGAAAUAAUUGCGAAACAAUUUGUCUUGUUGUCUGAUUCUUAGUUGUCACAACCCACCCCGUUUUGUUUAAGAACAUUUUGAAUUUGGUCACUUCAAUCUGUUUAUGAAGAAAAAACAGGUCUAUCUAAAUAGAAUUAGUGGUAUUGUUUUCAUCACAAGAGAAGAUUUUUAAAACCUGUUGCACAUAAGAGAUUCUGUUAGAAAUAGUGACAUUCUUCCCAUGAUUUUUCUGUUUAUUCUUCACUAUGAAGAAGAAAAUGAAAUUAAAAAUAUAAAAACAUGAUAGACUUAGUUCCACUCAUAAGUGUUUCACAUAUCCAUGUCUCUGUUUUUUAUUCAAACUCAGAGUCUUGUUUUCUUUGAACUUUUCUCAACUUUAAAAAUCUAAACUUUAGAGAAAUACUAUCUAAAAAAAAAUUGAUGAAGAAAUUCAUUCUUUGAAUACCAUGUUUAAUUCGUCACAUACACCCAUAUAUGACAAAAUAUCUCAAAGGGUUUUCUUUUUAUAGAAAACAACACAUUUGUCAUUGGCCAUGAGACCAGAACAUAAUAGUGAUAUUCUUCCCCCUGAUCUGACAUCUUUAGAAAGUAAUGUUGUUCUCUAGUAGGCAAAAUUGCAUAGCAUUCUCUCUGGGUUACUGACUUUGUGUCUGAGCAUCUCUAAGCUAGUCAUUAUUUAUCCUAACAGUCCAUCUCUUCUGUACUAGUGUCACCCACCAUUCCCAAUGUUAAAAAUAAACAGUAUACGAGUGGAGGAUGAGGUUUGUGGAUUUGCUUUGUUAUAGUAAUCCUGGAAACAAGUUUUAAACUUGUCAAUCAGGAGUUUUAAAUGUGUCAACAAUAUGUUGUAAUUGUUUUUAAGACCAUUUCCUUCCUCUUUGCCUUAAGUUAUCAUUGUCACUUCACAUUUAUUGAGUGCCAAUAAUUUGCUAGGUGCUGCCUUUUUUUCCCAAUCUAAGUAGAGAAAGAACAAAUCCUUGGGACCUAAUAGGUCUGCCAUCAGUCACCACAGGCCAGAAAUUUUUCAUAGUGAGUUUUUUUUGUUUUGUUUUGUUUUGUUUUACACCUCCCCACUCUUCCCAUUGCCAUGAGUUAAGCAUUAUAUAGAUUACCAUCAACGAUUUUUUUUCCUAAAUAUACAAUUAAAAAGCCAUUUUCAUAGACUUGAUUGUCUUAACCAUUUCAUUUUUGUGUAGUUCUUUGAAAAUAGUGACAUUGCUAAACACUACAAAAGCAGUCCUGGUGCAUUUACAAUUUAAUGUGCAGAAAUAUUCUAAAUUACAAUACCUGUAUGAGACAUAUAAGUCUCCAUAAACCAGAUUUUUGGUGGGUAAACAAUUAUUUAUGAUUUCUGAAUAAGCUAUUUAGACUUUGGGAUAAGGACUUUAAAAAAAGAUGUUGAAUAGAAACUUUAAAUUCAUGUCAAUUAACACAAUUUGGAAAAUAUGCUGAGGUUUUUGUCCUUUUUUGCCACUGGAUGAUGCGAGUUAAGAAUAGAAUUGUCAACUCCAAUUUUAUACUUCCUCUUAACUUUACUCAGUUUAUUGAGAAAUUUUAAUUUUAUUGUAAAAUGUGUUUUAAAAUCUGUAUUUAUUAAGUUCUGGUGGUAGAACAAUUAGCUGCAUGUUAGAAAUACAGCCAUCCAGAAAACCGUUGUUUGGAAAUUUAAGUAAACACUCAAGAGCUUCAGAAAUCGUUUAACUUAUUUUGUACGUUGCAAAAAAAAAAAAAAUUUAUUUUGCUUAGAGUGACAUUUUUUAUAAUUGUGUACAGCUUUUAAGGGGGGUGGGAGGUGGGAAAUAACACCUAAAAGUAGAUUGUAGAUUUUUACAGUUGUGUUUGUGAUAGAAUAUCCACAGGUCUAUGCUGUAAUUAAAACUAAAACUGCUUAACAAUUUGUGCCAUGGUCUUUUUCAUCCUACCUAAGAUCUGAAUUUUAUUGAUACAGAUCAAUCCUGCCAUACAAAGGAGUUGUGAAACUAAUACAAUUACUGUCCUCAAAAGCAUUCUCCAAAAAUUCAAACAAAAAUAUAUCUAUUCAUAUAAAUGAAUGAUCAGGAAAAGGAGUCUGAAAUGACCCUAAUUAGAAGAAUUAUAGCAUAUUCUGAUUCUGGUUUUUCAAGGGAGUAUCAUACCUGGCCUAAUGUUUUUUUCUCAUCUCCAUUUGCAAGCCAGAAGAACCAAUCAGUGAUAUUCAGAUCUGUCAAGGACAGUAAAACACAAUAUUGUUACUUUAAAACACAUGGAAGACAGGCAAAUAAUUGCUUAUAAUGUAAGUUAGAGUACUACUAUUUGUGGAAGCAAAUUCAUCUGCUUUUAAAAUUGAUGUGGCAAGAAAAAAAGCAAAAAUAAGUUUUCUAAUUCCAGUCUCCUUCAAUACUGGUGGGUUUUGAAAUUUCAUUCUUUUAAAUAAUACAUACCCAAAAUUUAACAUUUAAUGACAUUUAAACAAAAAAGGUGGUCUUUUUUUAAAUUUUUAAUUGCCCUCUUUUCCAUUGUGUAGGACAAUGGUGCCCUUAGGACGAAUUCAUCCGAGAAAAUGUUAUGAUAAACAUCUAAUCUGUCGUUCAGCUUCUGCUGUUGUUUUCAGUUAGGAUGGGCUCUUCAGUGUAUUUAUCAGUGCAAUCCUGGUGAUCUUGAGUCUCUUGCCUUGGCAUAAACAAUAUAGGUUACUAGCAAGCAGGAAUUUGGGGGUUCUGUGUGUUAUUUGUUGUUUAUUUAAGUAAUAGUAUCUGGCAUUCAGAGGAACUAGUCAAAUCAGAGCUGCCAGAAGAUGCCUUGCAAUUUAAGAUAUGCUUGUGUGAAAUACUUUAUUUACUCUUAUACUUUGAAUAUGUUCUGUUGGGUUUUAUUGUUUUUAAGAAAAUAUAAAAUUUGUGAAUUGGGUUCUCAGACUUAGGGAGUGCCUCUGUCUAUUUUGUUCUUGAAGACAAGUGUUAAAUGUUAAGAAGCUCAACAGUUAAGGUAAAGAUAUUUUAGCCUUAAAAGAAAGGCUGAACUUACAUUUCUUGAUGGAAUCAUGAUCAUUGCUAAAAGUGACAGGAGAACCCAGGUUGGGUUUAUUCUUUAUGGAUGUAUCCUGAAUGUGGUAGUGGGAGAAUAUAUUUUAAAAACUGGAAACGUGACUCAUUGCACAGAAAAUGGGUGAUACUUCUCACUCUUUUUUCCCCCCACAACUAUGCUAUCACAAGCAUGUAAAUUUUGUGCAUAAAAAUAAUGUGGGAAGAAGUCCUGAUAGCCUUGGUGCUUAAGGGGUUAAACUGCAAUUUAUGAACAGCUAGUGUGUUAAAAUUGCAAUGCACAACUGUUUAAAUACUAUAUACCUUGUAAAUGAAAAACAGAAUAUGUUAAGGCUGGUGCCAAUAUUUUUGUUAAUGAAAUGUUCAAUGUUGUCUCACUAUGGUCUGGUCAGAACUCUCUUGGUGUGUAAACGAGGCCCAAAGCCAUUUUAUAGCUGCUGGCCUAAUUGUGUAACUUUUUCUUUCAUAAUGCUUUUGUUAUAAUACCUUCUGUCAUUUAUUACAUAUAAAUAUGACAUGUUGUCAUAAUAAAAAAAAUUUUAAAUGA